CAAAUCCGGUUCUGCAGGACCCGAAGGGGUAGAGGAGGGCACAGCUGGGGUCAGGGGCUGCUUAUGGGUUGUGUGGGAACUUUGAAAGUCGAGGUAGGAAUUCUGAUACAGCGCUGUAAAAAAGUCUAUGAAUCGUGUUUUCUUCAACUCAUCAGACAGCUGUUGUGGGCGGACCACUUUUAGCCAGCAAUCUACAGAGAGGCAGGGCCUCCAAGACCUUAGAUACACAUGAGAAUAGGAGUGCCAUCCAAACAGAUAAGAAUGCAGCCACACCAAGUAGACCAGGACUCGACCGCGGGAAGCCACGGGGGGGGGGGGACUUCGCACCCACCCUGGGCUUUUCACCAGCAUGCACUGGGUGCUGGUAAGAAAGGCUGAGGGCAGAGCAGGAAGUCUAAAAGCUUUCCUGUAAGCCUACCUGGGGAAGGCUGUGGUUGCUGUAAAUUUAUCUACCUGGAUCUCCAAGGGAACAAAAGUUUCAGACAACUUGGGUAGGGCAGGAAAGUAUGCUCUAGGGCAAGUGAAGAUUCUUGCAUCCAGUGAAGGGAAGGUGCAGGAGGCACAUGAAUCUUUCCUUAAAUAGUAUCUGAGAGGCCAAUAAAUCUCACAUAAUAAAUCUCUAAGCACAAGUAAUGCUAGAGAAAUUUGAAGCCUGUACAGAAGGACAACCAGGAAAGCCAAACCUACCUCAGUUACUCACUGGAUUAAGUCAACCUCAAACAGCACAGGCCUGGCAUACAUGCCCACUCUGGGCCCUAAAUACUGUUUUUUCCUCUGCCACCUUAGAGACAAUUCCCACUUAUAACCCAGAUUGAGACACAAGCAAGAAGAAGGAGACCUCCUUGCUGCCAAGGAGCAAAAUAAUCAAUAGGAGCAGAACCAGACAUUGCUCGGAUGUUAGAACUAUCAGAUGGGAGGUUUUAAAAAAGCAUCGCGGACGUCUUAAUCGUGCCAGUGGAAAAGAUCCAUAACAUGCAUACACAGAUGGGGAUUUCAGCAGAGGAGGAGUUAACAGUAGAGAGGAGGAAUACCUUCAAGGGGCCUAUGGGUUGGUGUGAAUUGCCCGUGAACUUGAAGGAAGUCUAUAGAAAUGAUCCAAAUCGGGGCUGGUGAGGUCGAUGGCUCAGCAGAAAAAGGUGCCUUGCCGCCAAGCCUGACCUGAAUUUAAUCUCCAGGUCCCACAUGGUGAAAGAUGGCAUCCGAGGCAGAGCCCCGCCCCCUGGGCAUGUUUGAGUGCCAGCUCUGUGCCUUGACAGCUCCUUAUAGCUACGUGGGGCAGAAGCCCCCAGACACCCAAGCUGUUGUCCUCCUGGAGGAGAGCUACAUCAUGAAGGAUCCCUUCUCCUCAGACAAGGCCAGGUUUCUGGUCCUCGGCGCGCGGUGCAGUGUGUGCGGCAGGCUGGUGUGUGUGGGCCCGGACUGCAGCCUGUUCUACUCCAAGAGGGUCUGCCUCCCCUGCGUUCAGGAGAAUAUCAGUGCUUUCCCUCAGGAAAUCCGGCAGGAUGUGGAGAAGAGAAAGGGCGCUUCCAAGAGACCUUCCAGCCAUCCCUGACUGGCAGGCACACAGCCUCCUGUGCAUGGUUGUAUUGGCUCGGCCAAGGUUCCGCCUGGGAGCUGUGUAGCUGGCCUUCUCUGAACUGUGGAGUACCUGCAGCCCUGGGAACCGAGGAGCCGGCCAAGACUGAGGACAGACAGCAAGAGUGGAUCCAGCUGCAGCUCCAGGGCUGGCCUCUGGUGGGGGUCAGGAGUGAGGGAGAGGGAGCCUCCUUCAGCGGACAGUUGGUAGACACUUCCUGUAGCUGUACCUGUGGAGACACCUCACUUCUCUCCAGGACUUCCAAGUAACAUGAUGUCAUCUGCCUGUAGGAAAUGAGCCUCUGAGGGCCAGUGGCAAGGCCUGAGGAUGUGCAAGGGUUACGUCACAUCCUGUGCAAUGCCUGGGGAAUGAUUUAAACCUUGACCUUGUAGCAUGUUUAUAAUUAAAAACCUGAAGAAUAA
Peromyscus maniculatus bairdii (prairie deer mouse) is the source of this 1998-nucleotide messenger RNA. It is a transcript of the gene Cdpf1, whose product is annotated as cysteine rich DPF motif domain containing 1. Lineage: Eukaryota; Metazoa; Chordata; Mammalia; Rodentia; Cricetidae. The record is from RefSeq and is a predicted model, not a curated record.